GUAAGCCUCGGUCCCCGGUAAACAUAAACAAACAAGUACGACCGCUGCAAGUUUGGCUGUUUCCCCGAUAAUUUCGCUGUUUUCCGAUUUUCCCGUGCCAUUUCGCCGGCUUGAAAUAGGCAGAUUAGUCCAUAAUGGACAUCGUGUACGCUGUAAGCGCGAGACAAUCCAGCCCGUCAAAGUUAAGCCAAGCGUCCGAUUUCCUGCACGAAGGGCCUACGCUGUGCUCGAUUUCCAGCAGAAAUGUAGUGGCCUUCACAACAACUUGCGAGUUGAAUGACAUCAGGGGCAGUACGUUCGGCUCUCACGUCUAUGUUGCUGACCUGAAUUGCCCCUGGAGCAGCUACAAAAUAUUGUCUCACGAUGUGGAGAUAACCGCCCUGGAGUGGGACUUGCCGGGUUCGAAGCUGCUGGUGGCCGACGCCGAUGGCCUGGUGCAGAUUUUGGGCUCCAGCGAGCACAUGCUGAAUGACUGGAGUUGUCUGGUCUCGGCACAUUUCCCUGGCGAACAGGUACUAGCGGCGUCCUUCUUCCACAAUGGUCGCAAACUGGGCCUGGUGGCUGAGAAGAAGGACACGCCUCUCUACUCGGACAAGUUCACGCACGUGAAGAUCGCACCGACUGUGCGGUACUUCGGCGGCCAGCCUUUGGAGGGCUGCAUCGUCGUCACUGCCACUGGCAUGGUCGGGGUGGUUACCCUCGUCCGCGAGCCGGCCAAGGGCGUCGAAUCUCCGGAAGGACCGGCCUUCCACUCCCUCACUGCCUCUGAAAGCCUUGGGACCACUAGGCAACGCGUCCGAGCUGUUGACAUCUGCUAUGGAAAGAAUGGACAGUUUCUGGUCGCUGUCUCCGGUGGCAAGACCAAUUUGCCGAUCCAGUGCUAUGGGGUGUCGAUCAACAGAAAUGAGGAAAAGAUGACCAUCACAAGUCAGGCGCUGCCCAGCUUUUUCCUGCAGUGCAACACCCUCAAGGACAACAGCUACCAAAACGUGGUGCAACUUCGGUUUGUGGUACGUGAGGACGCCGACUCACUGGUUGUGACCUCAAACAGCGACACAGGCGGCAUCGUCGAGAUCUGGGAACUCAGGGAAAAAGUCAUUUCGGUACACAAAGUGCUUCAAAAGUCGUCCAGUCCGCCGCCAGAUCCAUUUGAAAUCGUGGUCUGGCAGCACCAGUCACACUGGCAGGCGUCGUCCAAGAUUCAGGCCAUGUGCACGACCAAAGGGGCGCUUUCAACCGCUGCCCCAGCCUCAACUUACGUCAUGGUGGCGCUCGAUGACUCAAAACUCUACUGUCUGCAUAGGGAGUCACUCAAGCAGGUGGCAAGUGCGUCGCUGCACUCGUCCUGGAGGUGCGACGAGCCUUCCCCGAAAAUGUCGAGGGGCCAGGUAAAUGCGGCCGCCAUGGAUCUGACCUGGGCUGGCAGUGCGCUCCUCGUCGCUGACACCAGAGGACAACUCUACUUGUACAAAGUGCUUCCAGUCGCUGAUCCAGGGGGUGGGCCUUUGACAGUCCCGUACGCGGUGACGCUCCUGGAGUAUUGUCUGAUAUCCGGUCUGGACUGGUGGGACGUCCUGCUGGCUUUGCGGCCGUCCAUGAUUGACGCUGUCUGCGACCGAUUCACCGAGUCAUUUAACCGACAGCCAGCGUGCACGCAGCAGCUGCUCUCGUCGCACUAUCUCUGCAUCAAGGCGUCCCUCAACCGGCUCUCAACCAACGGCCAGCAACGUUCCUCCGAUUUGCUCAACCUCGUCAUGCUGCACUCAAUCUCCACCGCCUUCAAGUCGCUCCUAAGACCGUCUGACCUAGUCAACCACGAGAAAAGCCCUGCUGAGGGCAUUGCUGCGGCAAUGUUGGAGCCUGUGUCGGACAUCAACCGCAUCCUGCUGAUCGUGGAGCCGAAAGAGUGCACCGUGGAGCCAAGUACGCUGCAGUCACUGCAGCAGCUGAUCCAGUGGGUGGCCGACCUGGCGCUCAACCUGCUCGCACGCAUCCCGGAACAACGCCAGCAGAGAAACUCGGGGUACGAGUUGAUCCGCGACGUGAACGCGCUGAAUGAAUUGCGAGAGCUGUUUGUCAUCAUUAAAAUCUGGGGCCUUCUACGGCCGACAUGCCUCCCUGUGUUUGUGCAGCUGACUGAAAACCUGGAUGUGCUCGCCCUUUGCUUCAAGCUGCUUUCACGCCUGGUGCAGAGCCCAGAGCCGGACGAGGCCCUCAUUGAUGAGUGCCUGCUGCUGCCAAGCCAAGUGAGGAUCCCGCAGAUCAGCUCGAGCAGCUCCGCCGCCGUCGUCAUGACCCCCGCCCUCUUCUACCAUCCGCUGCCCAUUCAGCUGGAGUUUGGUACAGAGCCGGAAAACCUGCAGAUGCCGGUGGAAAACAACCCUGUGGAAGGGGCUGUGCAGACGCAACAGGUGAUUGACUGCAUCAGACACGUUUUCCUCGGCAAGAGUCCCUACGCUGUUCGAGUGUGCUGCAGGUGCGGCGGGAUGUCGCAGACACACAACUCGCAGCGAAUAUCGGCGGCAAUCAAGGCGUGGGACCAGCGCUGGAUCAAGUCGUGCCGCUGCGGCGGCGCCUGGCGCCUUCACAAAUUCAGCCACUACUGACUCCGAUCAGCAGGCAAGUGAGAACGAAAACGAAAACUUAAAAGUGGACCAAAGUGAGUAGUCGUGAAUAGCGGAAAAAAACUGUGGUAAAGUGCUUCUGCGUUAUCCAACCAAACACAAUUAAUUGUAAUUAUUGAAAAAAUUAUUAGUCGUGAUGAAUUUAGAGUUUGAAUUGAUACAAUUCUUUUGAUAUUAUGUGGAAAAUAAAAUUUGCAGGGAAGCUGCAAAAGCGGUCAUGAUUUUCUUAGAUCAGAAGAUUGUGAAUCGUUACAGAUAAAUAAAAAAAACAACAAAGUUGUAAUGUAAGCAAAAUGAUUUUUUUAUUGAUGUUCUAAAUUAUGUUCGUGCAAGAGAAGUUUUUACUUAAUAAACCUACAAAACACGUAAAU
This is a messenger RNA of Cloeon dipterum, 2995 nucleotides long. RefSeq names its product mediator complex subunit 16 (gene MED16). Gene Ontology annotation, biological process: positive regulation of DNA-templated transcription. Bases 135 to 2606 code for a protein of 823 amino acids. NCBI's taxonomy places the organism in Eukaryota, Metazoa, Arthropoda, Insecta, Ephemeroptera, Baetidae. Gene Ontology annotation, molecular function: protein binding. The record is from RefSeq and is a predicted model, not a curated record. The transcript is spliced from 13 exons. Gene Ontology annotation, cellular component: mediator complex.